Phycodurus eques (leafy seadragon) is the source of this 2212-nucleotide messenger RNA. RefSeq names its product glucose-6-phosphatase catalytic subunit 3 (gene g6pc3). The transcript is spliced from 6 exons. Gene Ontology annotation, molecular function: glucose-6-phosphatase activity. The record is from RefSeq and is a predicted model, not a curated record. Gene Ontology annotation, cellular component: membrane. Bases 379 to 1395 code for a protein of 338 amino acids. NCBI's taxonomy places the organism in Eukaryota, Metazoa, Chordata, Actinopteri, Syngnathiformes, Syngnathidae. Gene Ontology annotation, biological process: glucose 6-phosphate metabolic process; gluconeogenesis.
CUCCCCCGGUCCAGGAGCCGCCAUCUUCUCCGCCAGCAAACCGGAGCGCGUGCCUUACGUAGCGCGACGUGAUGACGUAGGCGGGGCGUGUAUCGCUUGGCACGUCGCCACGCCGCCCAGCAUCCUCCGACGCGACGUUACGGCGAAACAAAAACAUGAAAUAACAUAACGUCACACGGCCACACGUCGGCCAAAAGCUCUUUGUAAUGGACGGCGUUAUAAUGACACGCGUACACGAUUAAAAGUGUGACGUUUUACGCUGUUCUUCCCUCCUGCGAGGGCGAACUCUAGUGGACGUGAGGGGGAAGCACGCCCUUCUUAUUAGCCACUCCAUUCAUUGGGCUAGUCGGUGACAAACACACACAGCACGGACAAGUGAUGGAGUGCAUCCACACGCACGGCAUAUGGAUGGCGGAAAGUCUCCAGCACAGGACGAAAAGCUUGGAGAAACUCUGGCUGCUCCUAGCCCACGCCGGCGGCCCCAAGGCGGCCUUCCUGUUCGUCUUCCCGUGCACAUACUUCUUCUGCCGGCGGACUGGCAUCGCGGUGCUGUGGGUGGCCGCCGUGACAGAGUGGCUCAACUUGAUGCUCAAAAGUGUGCUUUUUGGUGAAAGGCCAUUCUGGUGGAUCGGUGAAUCCCACGUGUUUGCCAACAAGUGGCCCAAGGUUCAGCAAUACUCCUCCACCUGUGAAAAUGGCCCAGGCAGUCCAUCGGGACACGCCAUGGUCACUGCGGCGGUCUGGUGGGUGGUGGCCUCCUCCCUGCGGUCGUUCCUGUACCGCCGUAAUUACAGCAUACCAUUUACCUACGCACCCUACCUGCUCUAUGGGGCUUUGCUGUUUGUUGUCGGCAUUUCCAGAGUGUUUAUCUUGGCCCACUUCCCUCACCAGGUGGUUACCGGUUCCAUUGCAGGUCUUGUGGUAGGAAUGUACCUGAACAGCAGGGUGCCGGAAAGGUGCUCAUUCCGCUUCUACGUCGGCCUCACUGUGUCCUUGGCGCUCGGCACGCUGAUGCUGAACGCCGGACUUCAGCAGCUGGGCGUCGACCUCACCUGGUCUUUGGUGCUGGCAAAGAAGUGGUGCAGUCACUCCGAGUGGGUUCGGCCCGACGUGGCCCCGUUCACCUCACUGGCCCGGGACUGCGGGGCCUUGCUGGGUCUGGGCCUCGGCCAGUACUUCAAGCCCGGUGGCUGGCCGCUGUCCUGGCGGCCACAGGCCUUGUCCCUGGUGCUGUCAUCCAUUGCCCUGUGCUGGGUGUGCCGCGCACCGCUGCCGCUGCGACCACCAGUGCUCUACUACAUGCUGUUUUUUGUCAAGUUCGCCUUGGUGCCUCUGAUUGUGAUGCUUGUGCCCGGACUGGUCCACUUCGUGAUCCGCAAGACCAAGAGGAACUAGACGCUAGUAGAACUUACUUUUUUUUUUUCCUCAACAAGGAUUUCUAUGCUAGCUUUUGGUUUAAUAUUAUUGUAUUCCAGAACACAGAUACCAAUUUUAUUUGGAUCAUGUUGCAUUGCAUUGUCAGCAUGGGCAUAAAAGAAUAUACUGUACACAAAAAGUUAAGGAUAUUUGUCUUUUGGGUGAGGGUCAAGUUAAGUUCAGCUGUAAAGGUUACAGUGCAUUUUAGGGUCAUCCUUAAAAAUUUCCCCAAAGCCAACUAUCCCCAAGGCUUUGUAUGUACUGCAUUUUUUUUUUUUUGGGGGGGACUAAAAAAAAAAAAAAAAAAAAAAAUCUGAAUACCUGCUUAUACAUUUUUAGAUUUCUUCACAUCCUGUCAAUGCUCAAGCCUGAAUUAAUGCUUUGUUUCUUAUUACAUAAUUGCCUUUAUAGGGUUUACAAAAUACUACCACCUGCCACCAGUUCAUCAUAACACGAUGCAUGAAAAUCAUAAGAACCUAUGCAGUGAAAUGCAUAGGUCUGCCAUUUUGAUAUGAAUGUGGCAACAGUUUAAUUUGAGCUGACCUUACUGCAACCUGAUUAUUUUUGUGGUUUACGGCUAGUCAAUGAAUCGUAAAUUAGCUGAGGAUGCCCAGUGUUGAUAGUGUCAUCUACCACCACGCAUUUCCUGUUAAUCGUUGCUGUCAUUCCAGUACCAAAUUGUAUUUACGUGGGAUAGUUCUUUGUAUUUAUUUUUAUUUAACUUAUCACUUGUCUGUCUCAUGUAGCGCUAUAGAAGUCACGUUGCAGACAAUAAAUGACUAAACAUGCUGUUUCA